CGUAGGCCUCUCAGCAAUCGCCUGCGUCACAGCCAUUAUCUCUCCCUCUCUCCCUCUCUUCCCCGCCAUCAGCCUCCUCUUUGUCUCUCUUCCCAAGGCGACGAAGCCCGGCGAGAUGGCUUCCGGAGGACACCCUCAGCGGCCGCUCCAGUGCCACUUUGAACAGUCAUGCAACUUAUGGCCGCGCAGCAUGGCUCUGUCACGUGACGCCCAGCCUAUCAACCUUGACCCUGCAGGAUUGGCCUUAACAACAGAAACCGGUUUUUUCUUGAUAUGUCCUGUUUGAGGUGAAGAGGAAACCAGAGCGAGAGAGAGAGAGCUUGUUGCUUGCCGUCGCUCGUUUCAAUUUUUUUAUUAUUUUUUCUCUCUUUUUUCUUUCUUUGUUUUAUGUGUGUGUGUGUCGUCAGGCAGAGGGUUAUACGAAGGGAAAUGACCCCAUCAUUUUUCUGAUUUCGCCGUUUGCCUUACUUAUGCAAGUUGAGGCGUAACGAAGUGGCACUUAUCCGAUUCUGACCAAUUUAUAUACCAGGCGAACGAUUUUCUUGCCUCUAUCUUGUUCUCGAGAUAUAAGCUGCGUGUGUGACAUACGAUUUAAUUUUGAGAAAUUGGGCUGCCCGGCAUCGAAGGCCAACGUAUCUAUGCGUCUGAUUCCUAAAUUAAACUUAAUUGAAAUGAUUGCCGCGACUUGAUCUUCCAGUGACCCUCCCUAAUUACUUAGAACUCAAACGGUCACUUUAGGGUCCCAUUGCGCAGCGUUGCACUCGGCGAUAAAAAAAAGUAACCAACAGCAACGCCAUCGAUAAUUCACAUCUAUUUUCCAGUAGAUUGCCAUCCUCGCAUGCGUUGCUUCGUUGCAUAACCACGAUACAGAUAUGCUGUCCGAAGCUUCAAGUUGCGUAAACAAAGGACAAGGCACCACGUGGAUUCGAGGUCAAGAGGUUAAAUCUCUUGAAACGCAAGCGGCGCAUAUCCCAAGCGGCCCUGACUUAUCGACCUGCGAGCUCUUGCCUGCGCUCGGAUGCUCACACGCGUGCACAGCUGCACAAGCACAGCCGGAAUCCCCUUUCGAUUCAGAGUAAAACCCACGCACACGCUGCAUUUUGUGUGUACGAACGAAGGUGCCAUGUGUGAUAGAUUGCGCAUCUCUUAUGUUGUUUAUGCUUAAACUGUAUGCAGAUAUAUUUUACAUCAUAAUUAACUCUUGCUAUCAAGGAAUUAGCAAUGAACAUCUAAUAGGUGCAGUCAAAACGUGUCACAGACUGACUGAUAGAUAUAUACGUACACAUUUAUAAACAUAUAUAUCAAAUUGAAUAUCUUCAUAUUAUCAAUUUACAUCCAAGUCUAUCAGAAUGAACACACUAAGAAACCAUACUGAAGUAUGGGCAUUACUCAGAGUAAGCACCUGAGUAAUGCUAACACUUCUGCACUGAAGAUGUAGCUUCAAGAAAUCUCUUUAAGAUUUAAUGUAAACUGCUCAGAAAGCCGAUGUAUCGAUUACGAUCUUUGGUUCAGUAAAAAAAAAAAAAAACGAACUUUAAAUCAAUAAAUGGAUAUAAAAUCAGAUUCCAGACGGGCUGGAAUGUUCUUUCCGAAGACAAGACAAAAUUCCUGCGAGCAUGUUAAAACAACUAUUGAUCGAAGUCGUCAAAGCAGACGCAAGCAGGACAGCGUGGGCAGCGCACCUCCAGGCCGCUCAGAGAAAACGAUAGUGCCAUCGGGCGCCAUGCCGACGGAAAUGCCCGGAUUAAGGCCGCAGCUCAAGUCAAAGGUCUUCAUUUCGACGCCGCACUCGACGCGACGCGCGGCGAGGGAGCGGCGAGCGGGAGGCGGGGUCGCCGACGUCGCUCGACCGGUGGUUGGGAGGAGACCUGCGACUGACUCUUCUCUAGUCUCGACAGAAAUUAUAUACUUGAAUAACACACUUACACACAAGAUAGUUACCUUCUUGACAUUCAACACAUCCGUUGGAAAGCGGUUACGCAGGCAAUACUCUUGACGCGGGUCAACUCUUCCCUCAUUCUUAAGGUAGUCAAGUCACUC
Penaeus vannamei (Pacific white shrimp) is the source of this 2040-nucleotide messenger RNA. The record is from RefSeq and is a predicted model, not a curated record. NCBI's taxonomy places the organism in Eukaryota, Metazoa, Arthropoda, Malacostraca, Decapoda, Penaeidae.